Messenger RNA from Penicillium subrubescens, 261 nucleotides. RefSeq lists its product as uncharacterized. The record is from RefSeq and is a predicted model, not a curated record. The coding region runs from base 1 to 261 and encodes 86 amino acids. Lineage: Eukaryota; Fungi; Ascomycota; Eurotiomycetes; Eurotiales; Aspergillaceae. The transcript has a single exon.
AUGGAUAGCGCUCAAUCUCAUGAUCUGAUUGCGAAGAGGGUCAACCAACUUCCCCGUGUCAGCCUAGCCAGCUUGAAUCGCUUUGAACGAACUCCAGCAAGCGAUGACCCUUACUACCUUCCUGAAAGAUUACAGGGCCGGAGCAUGCAGUCCGCCGCCGUCGAGGCCAAUGCUGAAUUGUUAGAACGAUUUAUAUGCAAGAAAGCUACUAAGGUUGAGGAGGGAAAAAGGGAGGAGAUCAACAAGGAAGAAGGAGCUUAG